UCGCAGGUUUUGCUGGGCUGUGUGCUGGUGAACCUUGUGUAUGCCAAACAGGGACAGAAGCGAAUAUGUGAGACCAGUUUGACCAUUUCCACUGACUUUCAAGCAAUGUCUCAGGCAGAAAACACAGAUGGGAAUGGCAACAUCCAUAACCGCUCGCUAUCAGCAUGGACCUGGAUACCAAAGUUUUCCUCAAACAGAAUACCACAAGUCAUCUUUGAAGCCCAGUGCAAUACAGAGUAUUGCAAAUAUCCCAACAGUGAUGUGGAUGAGAGACUUAACUCUGUGCCUUUAUAUCAGGAAAGACUGGUGUUGAUACAAGAUACGCAAGACAGAAAGUGUUUCAGGGCGACUUUUGAGAAUUUUAUAGUGGGCUGUACAUGUGUAUGGGCCAAAACAUCCUAAAAUCCCUCUGUUUGCUGGAUUGAAUUGAUGUGACAAAACUGAGACUACUUCACGUAUUUCAAAACAAAGAGUAAAGUUAUGUGUUUUGUAAUUCAUUUAGCAAGCACUUGCCUUUACUAAAGUAUGUAUAUGAUUGAAAUAUGAAAAUAUGAUUUUUGUCAUAGUUGUAUUUAACUUUAGCCAAAUUAACACAUAGCCAAUUUCUGUUAAUGAUCCUCUUUUAUGUAGGCUAGGUAACCAAACGCAAUCAGAAAGAUUUCAUUUGCAGAAUGGACAAUUAUAUGAACAAUUAUAUACAAUACAGACAAGUACAAGAUAUUGUAGAUAUACGUGAAUGACAAUGCUCGUGCCUUUGACAAUAAAGUGUUUUAAAGUGUAUAUUGUUAAAGGCUUUCAUUUGCACCACUGCACCUGCAGAGACAGUAGAAAGUGAGUAUCUGAAGUUUGGGGAAUGUCAAAGAAACUUGCUAUAAUGGCAUGUUUUACGACGUGCAUGUAGGGAUGUGGUCUUUGCAAAUCAUAGUGUCUGCAAAACUACCAUAACAACUAAACUUGUUGUUAAAAACAAACCGUUUAACUUGGCAAACAAAGUUUCCUGCAUUCUGGAGGUCUCCUAAUGAGGGCGGGAAACUCCAAAACGAGGUGGGACCUUCAAAAUGGGCGUGGUUUCCUCCCAAUAGACACGACACGUCUAACCUCGUGUAUUUUCCUAACCCGCUCCUUUUGGAGGCUUGGCA
Paramisgurnus dabryanus is the source of this 1139-nucleotide messenger RNA. RefSeq names its product interleukin 17a/f2 (gene il17a/f2). Lineage: Eukaryota; Metazoa; Chordata; Actinopteri; Cypriniformes; Cobitidae. Gene Ontology annotation, molecular function: cytokine activity. The record is from RefSeq and is a predicted model, not a curated record. Gene Ontology annotation, cellular component: extracellular region.